CAGAGCCUGCAGACGAAGCCAGCAAAGCAAGAAGAGGCGUGAAGUUAGGAAAAGACGAUGCACGGCACAGUCAUACAGCCAGAUGUUCAGAAGUAGGUGGAGGAGAGAGAACGAGGCUGUGACGAACCAUGGGGCGUUUUGGAAGUCGUCUGUUUCUGCUGCUGCUGAUUUCUACAGAUGUUUAUGGAGCGUCAUUCUACGGUGAUGGCUUCAUCCACCUGCGAACCGCGGAGACGUCCAGUCAGACAUUGGUUCAUGUCCGAUUCCGAACCGCUCAUGAAAGGGGGUUGUUGUUUUUGGCAGCAGGACGCAGAGAUUUCGUGCUGCUGGAGCUGAUCUCCGGGCGCCUGCAGGCCCGUCUAGAUUUGGGCUCAGGUGAGCGUUCUCUGCUCUCGGAGCAGGGCGUUUGUCUUAGCGACCUCGCGUGGCACUCUGUUGAGCUUAUCCACCACCACCACCACGUCACCAUGACCGUUGACCGGAAUUCUCGCACUAGCGCGCGACUCCCAGAUCCAGAUGUGGAGCUCAGCGUCGACCGCGGGCUGUUUGUUGGCGCGGCAGCUGGGCUCGAGCACCCCUACCUUGUCAACAUUUCCACCGGGUUUAGAGGUUGCGUGGAUGAAGCUGUCUUCAAUGAACAUAACCUGUUGUCGAGCUUAAAGUCAUAUUCUACGUACAAACGUGUCCAUGAGGUCUCUCUAGGCUGUAGUGCACAGUUUUCUGCAACGGAAGAAGAUCCUGUCAGUUUUUUUAGCUCUAAGUCCUUCAUGGCACUAGCUCCAUGGGAGGUACCACAGGAGGGGGUGAUUGAGUGUGAACUGUACCCACCUGCAAAAAAAGAAGACGGCUUGGUCCUCUACAGCUCCAGCCACAAUGGGUUUGUUGCUGUAGCAAUCAAAGAAGGUCACUUGGUGGCAACAGUAGGCACCAGAGAGGGGAGUCAGACUGAACUGCGUUCGUCAACCAACGUCCAGAGCAACCACAUGUGGCACCCUAUCCAGCUGCAGCUGCUGCCUCAGAGCAUUCAGCUGAAGGUGGGCGAGGAGCUAAUCAAGACCGGCCUGAGUCCAGAGCUUCGGGGCGUCCGGCUCAAAGGGCCUCUUUUCCUGGGAGGGUUGGAUGAAGAAGCCCGUAGGGAGGCGCGGCGAGCUGGGCUGGUUUCUGCCUCCACUGGACGAGGAACCUCCUUCAAAGGCUGCCUCAGAGACCUGAGGGUGAACGCCCAGAGAACGGGUCUACCUCACGCUGCUGUCACCAAGGACGUCACUGUGGGCUGCAAAACGGGCCAACCUCCAGAGACGGUGACCGCCGAAAGCCCAACGGAUCAGUCUGCGUUUGCUACAGCUACGCAAGAAGUUGGCGCCAGGAAGAAGAAUUCUAGCUUUUUGUUGCUAAGAAGGUUGGAGGUGGCAGAGGGAGGCCGGGUGCCUCUGGAGCCGAAGCACAUCAAAGUCAACCUUGAUAUCCGGAAACUGGGCAUCCGUCCAUCCCAACUCAUGUUCAGUAUUGAGGAGCAGCCCGUCCACGGUCAGCUCCGCCUAGACUCAUUGGAUGAAGGGCACGAGAGGACUGUCACAACAGGGGCAGAAGAAAAAGAUCUGACUUUUAGCAUGCUGGACCUGUGGCACGGCCGUGUGAUGUACAUCCACAGUGGCUCAGAGGACCAGAAUGACUUCUUCAUGUUUUCAGUAUUCGCCAGCAAUAAAAAGGAGCUCCCUGGGUUUCUGAAGGGCAACCGCCUGCUUCGGUUUGAUAUCAGCAUCAUUCCUGUCAACGACGCACCCGUGCUCAGCCUUCCUGAGGGAAACAUUCUCACUCUCCUGCAGAGGACGAAACAACAGCUAACAACAGAUAUCCUGCGAGUGUCAGACCCCGACAGCCGCCCUGCAGAGCUCGUGUUCAGCUCCCUGGGAAACCUCAGUGCUGAGGCCGGACACCUUGAGCACAAGGAUUAUCCUGGCAGGGCCAUUAGCUUGUUCUCGCUGCAAGACCUGGAGGAGGGUAAAAUCAACUUUGUCCACACUGGAACGUCCACCUCCAGACUGGCCCUCAGGGUCAGCGACGGUCAGAGACUCAGCAACACGGUGGUUCUGAGGAUUCUGGCUGUGGCGCUCGAACACAAGCUAGCCAAUAAUACGGGAGUGGAGGUGAACCAAGGUGAAGCCUGUGUCAUCACCACUAAUCAUCUUGCAGUGCAGGUUAAUGUGGCGACUCAGGCAGUGGAAAUCCGCUACAACGUCACAGAGUUGCCGCGCUUUGGUGAGCUGCAGCGGCUGCACUCGAGCUAUGAAUGGAGGCCGACGACUUCCUUCUCUCAGAAGCUUCUAGAAAAGGAGCGCAUUCGCUACCUCAGCACCUACCGUGGCCUCCAGGCUCACGGCAACGUCACUGACCAGUUCAAAUGUAACGUGAGAAUAGGUUCCACGGCCACGGAGGAGGUCGUCGUUCCCGUCACUGUACGUUGGCUCAGCUUCAAGGUAACGCGCAGCAAGAUGGACGUCAGCGGGGCUCAGGCGGCCGUCGUCACAGGUGAGGACCUCCGGGUGAUUUCUAAAGGUGUGAAACUCAACGAGAGCCAGCUCUGCUUCAGGCUGCUGACGGCUCCAAAGAAAGGCCAGCUACUCCUCAGCGACAAACUGCUCCAGAGCAACUCGACAUUCAGCCAGAAGGACAUAACGGAUGGUUUGGUGAAGUACGAACUCCUUCAGCAGCCGCUCGACGACGCGAGGGACGCGUUCAGCUUCCAGGUGUUCUCAACACACGCUGAAUCGUCAAGCUACGACUUCAGAAUCAGCAUCAAAGCAGAGUCAACAGCCAUGUCUAUUAUCAACAAAGGCCUUUCAGUCCCGGAGGGAGGAAGUAGAGUCAUCAGCAAAGAUGUUCUGUUCACCCACACAGCAGCUGAGCAGGAAGUCCAGUACAGCGUCACCAGGAGCCCAAGGCAUGGCCAGAUAAGAAGGAUCAACCUGUCCAACUCCACCUCCAUCAACGACAACAUCGUGAGCUUCACAAACCAGGACAUCGUAGAGGAGAGGAUCAUGUACGUUCACGACGACAGCGAGACCAAGCAAGACUCCUUCACAUUUCAAAUCCUGGUUUAUAGAGCGCAUAAACAGACGGACAAGAACGAGGACAGACACGCGACCGAGCACGCCUUUAACAUCUCCGUCCAGCUCGUUAAUGACCGGAGGCCUGUGAGGGUCGUGGACAAAGUCUUCCAUGUGGCUCGCGACGGCCAGAGGCUGAUGACGCUGGACGACCUCCGGUACCGGGACGACGAUUCGGACUUCGAGGACGGCUGGUUGGUGUACACUCGCAGAGGGAUUCCCCUGGGAGAACUGGUGCUGGCAGCAAACCCCAGCCAUAGGCUGUAUGAGUUCACCCAGCGGGACCUGGAGCAGAAAAAGGUGUUGUUUGUGCACAGAGGAGUGAGUUUUGGCCGUUUUGUGCUUUUUGUCUCAGAUGGGAAACAUUAUGUUUCAGCACUGAUGGAGGUAAUGGCCCAGGAUCCUUACCUCCAUGUAGAAAACAACACUGGCCUCAUGGUCCAGCAAGGCGGCAUCACUACUCUGACCUCCACCAACCUCAGCGUCUUCAGCAACCUCGACAUCCGAGACCCACGGGAAGUGACAUUCGAGGUCUUCCUCCCCCCCAAACAUGGCGCGCUCUGCUUUGGCGACGAAGGCGGAACGGAAGCAGGUGCGGUUUUGACGUUCACCCAGUGGGACCUGGCGGCGGGCCGCUUGGCCUAUCGCCAUGACGGCAGCCACGAGCUGCUGGAUGCGUUCAAUGUGACGGCGAGAGCCAAGGAGAACGGCACGGAGAGCCGACCGAACAGAGGGAGACGGGAGGCGCACCUGGACAUCGGGGUGUCGGUAAAGGUCUACCUGGAGAGUCACCAGAGGCCACCGACGGUCAUCAGCUGCCGCCCGGUGGUGGUGGCAGAGGGACAGAACGUGUCCGUAAGCAGGGGACAUUUAGAGGUGGUCCACGAGGACAGUCAGCCCUCAGAGAUAGUCUUUACUGUCCAAAGUCCUCCCACCCUGGGCUUUCUUCACUCCCCCAUCAACAAGCAGAAGAGCGGCGACGCAGAGCAGCUCCUCCGUCAGAAUCAAAUUUUUGAAUACAUCAAAAAGCAGCCGAUGACCUCGUUCACUCAGGAAGACGUCAACCAGGGCCGGGUCAUUUACCAUCAGCAGACCAUGGGAAGCAACGACUCUGUUCUGUUGGAGGCUACGAAUGGAGUCACAACGGUUGGUCCCAUCAGGCUGGAGGUGGACAUCCUUCCUGCCCUCCUGCCUCUACAGGUGUCUGACUUGACCCUGGAUGAGGGUUCAUCUCUCCUGCUGACCUCUGACAUCAUCAAGGUCGCCAGUCAUCACUUCUCAAACAUGAACUUCCUGUAUCAGGUCGUGGUUCCGCCACAACGCGGACACCUGGAGCACAGCCGGAUCCCGGGAAUGCCCAUCACUGCUUUCACACACACUGAGGUGGAGCGUGAAUACAUUUCGUACGUCCACGAUGGCAGUGACACACAGGAAGAUAACUUCACCAUCGUGGCCAAUCAGACAGAAAUCACAAAGCACAGUUUGCCACAAACUGUUCACGUCAACAUCAACCCCAUCAAUGACGAGAUGCCCGCGGUUACCGCCAACCGGGGUUUGAAGGUGUGGGCAGGUUCAGCGACUGAAAUAACAACAGCUGAGCUCAGCGCUGAGGACUCGGACACGUCACCGGAGGCUCUGGAGUUCAUCGUGACGCCGCCCAGCAACGGCCACCUGGCUCUGAAGAGGGCGCCCUCCAAGCACAUCCUCAACUUCACACAGCAUCACAUACAGAGCGGGCAACUGCUGUUUGUGCACAGUGGUGCGCUGUCCGGCGGCUUCCACUUCCAGGUGAACGACGGCCUGAACUUUGCUCCUCGUCAGAUCUUCAGCACAAGCGCCCGCUCUCUGUUCCUGACCCUGCACAGAAACCUCCCCCUGCAGGUCUACCCAGGUUCCGUGACGCCAAUUUCAGAGCGAGAGCUUCACGUCGUAACCAACAAUGUCACCGAUAUCAGAGGAAACCCGUCUGUGGCGUUUACUGUGACGGCUCCUCCGAAGCUCGGACGUCUGCUCCAGCGAAUGCCCGACAACUCCACGAGGAACGUCUACACAUUCACACAACGCAUGGUCGAUCAUGGCGUCAUCCUGUAUGACCAGAACAAGCCCGAGUCGGUGGGAUGGGCCGCUACAGACGCCUUCUCUUUCACCGUGUCCUGUCCUCCGGCCGUCCUCCCCCCCCACACCUUCACCAUCCUAAUCUCCUACCAGGCCCACAGACAUGACGGACAGCAUCGGACCGACCUGCUGAACAAUGCAGGUGCUGUGGUGGCAGAGGGAGGCUGGGUCACAAUUGACAGGUCCAGACUCGAUGCCUCCAAUCUUCUGGGCAAAGUUCCAGAGUCCCACCGGAAGAAGCUCCACAUCCUUUACCGAGUCGUUUCUCCGCCACGUCACGGGGUUCUGUCCGUACAAGGCCAAAAUCUGAGCAGAAACCAGCCAGACUUCUCCCAGGCCACUCUGAACAAGUUCGGCAUCACAUACGUCCACGACGACUCAGAGACCACAAGCGACAGCUUCACGUUCCGGGCCUGGGUGGCUCCUUUGGGUCCCUCCUCCUCUUCCUCCUCGUCUUCAUCUCCCGCCUUCCUCGCCGACGCUUCCUCCUCGUUUCCAACUCUACGCGCAGCCUCCUUCCCAUCAUCAGAUGCAGGUUCUCGUCGCCACGAUACGGACGGCCUGGCGGUGACGGAGACGUUCAACAUCACCGUGACGCCGGUCAACGACCAGCCGCCGCUGCUCCGGAGCAGAGCCCCGAGCGCGAAGGUCGUGGUUGGAGAGCGGGUGGUGCUGGGGCCGGACAAACUGCAGGUUGAGGAUCGUGACACGCCUCCAGAGGAGCUGCACUACCUCAUCAUCAGAAAGCCCAGUAACGGGUACCUGACACUUGGGGAGAGGCCGGAGCCGGUGACGUCCUUCACCCAGUAUGACAUCAACCACGGUCGGCUGCACUUCAUACAGAAGGGCGAACCUUCAACUGGAGUUUUCUACUUCAAUGUAACCGACGGUCAUCACCGUCCGCUCUACAAACUCUUCAGCUUGGAGGUGAUUAAACCCUCCGUGUCCAUGGAGAACAACACUGGCCUGUCCUUGACCCAAGGCCGCACUGCUGUCGUCCUGACGACCAAUCAGCUGGCAGCUCGAACCAACGGCCGCAGUCCAGCGAACGUCACCUACACGGUCACGACGCCUCCUCGCCACGGGCGCAUCGCCAUCAACGACCGGGAGGUCACGACCUUCGGCCACGAGGACCUGCAGUCCGGCCGCGUCGUCUACCACAUGACGGAUCUGAGCGAGUCGGAGGACAGCUUUAACGUCUCGGCGUCGGCGUCGGCCCCGGGCGUCGACUACGGGGACGUCUCGCCGCAGGCGGUGAGGGUCAGCGUGCGGCCGCUCAUCUACCUGAGGGAGCCGGUCCGAGUCCCCAGUGGGGUCCCCGUGAAACUGGGCAAGGCCAUGAUCGACGCGUCAGAGCUGGCGAGGAUCAGCCGAAGCGACCCAGUGUUCGAGGUGCUGGUACCACCGAAACAUGGGAAACUAGUCAAGAUGACCUACGACCCCGACCGAGCCUCAGAGGUCCUGAAGGCGUUCACCUUCAGAGACGUGGUCCAGGGCCGAGUUGCCAUUGAGGAGAUUCUGAGUGAGGGCGACGGUCCGUUCCACGACAACAAGUCGACGGUGACGACAGCCCGAGGCCACGCGCCGGCGAGGCCGCUCAACGACUCCUUCGUCUUUCGCCUGAAAGCCGGCAACGUGCAGCCGGCGCAAGGUGAGCUUCACUUCACCAUCCUGCCCCACCACCAGAUGCACCACGGCUCGGGCGCCUUGAACAAAGCGGGCCGCGCCAGUCGCCAGCACGCCGUGACCCGCGGGUCGACCCAUAACGGCACUGCGGCAGGAGGAGGGAGGGGAGGGGGGGGGUCGCACCCCCACGUUCUGACUCACAGGAACCACACCAGGAACCAGCACAGGCAGAGGCCCCACAGCCGCUGGGGGAACCACACAGGUGGGACUUCAGGAGGGAGAUCAGAAAGCGGCGCAGAGGGAGGGAGCCACUCCCACUCCCACGCCCCCCCACCCCAAGCUCCCCCCGCCCAGGAGAAACACGGCCCAGUGAACCCCCCCCACGUCCACCCCGUCCACGUGGAGGUCCUCCCCCGGCCCGCCUCCGACCCCCUCCUCAUCAUCCUGCCUCUGCUGGCCUGCCUGCUCCUCAUCGUCAUCCUGGUGGUUCUGAUUCUGGUGUUCCGGCACCGUAAGGAGAAGCAGGCGCGGCUGCAGCUGAUCCAGGAGCUGGCGGCGGCGCGGCCUCCCGCUGAGGCCGCGUACCUGAGCCGCCCGGAGCGGAGUGCGGCCGUGCCGUCCGUGCUGGUCACCCCACUGGGUCCGGCCAGCUGUCCCACCUCUCCCAGGGUACCCAUAAGCCCCCGGAGGAGAAGUCUGGCCCCGGGGAUGACCUUCUGGGGGCCGUUUGAAUCAGAUGAAGCCUGUGAGGAUGGGAACGUCAAGGCUGAUAACAGUGCUGAAAGAGAUCAUGUAGGAUGUUGCACUACGUUACCAGCUGUCACCUCAGGAUUCAAGGCCUCUGUAACAUCCAGGUCGCCUACUCCAACUCUCAAACACAGCCAGUACUGGGUCUGAUGGACUAAACAGCAGUAGAACUGUGCCUUAGAUGUGUAUUAUUGGUGUCAAGGUCACAAAUGGCAAAACCUCCAGAGAAGAUUUAUGGAUCUGAGGCACAUCUGAUCUGACAACAGCCACAAUGUUGCAGUAAGAACAGAGGAAAGCUAUGGAUGCUGGGUGUAGCUGUGCUGAGGCGACUCUAGAUCUGUAUUUGCAGAAUGAGGACGUGUCCCACAUUUAUUGCAUGGUUCAGGUUUAACGUAGCAUGAGCUUUAACGUCUUGUCAAAUAGACCUGACCUGUUCCUUCAUUCAGAUCUUCAGUCAGCAGGUAGAUUAGUGUGUUUAUAAAUGAGUCCAAGCAUGAAAAGCUUUGAAUUAUUUUGCACUUUCCUGUGUUCUUUGUCUGACUGUCUGUUAGGUUGUGUUCAUUAUCCGUUAUUGAUUGACGUUUGAUCCCUUUCAAGCCUGCGUCUGUUUCUUUGUGCACUGUGAAAGAUUUAUUUUUAAUAAAAGAUCAUUUCUUACAGA
This is a messenger RNA of Betta splendens (Siamese fighting fish), 8256 nucleotides long. Its product is annotated as chondroitin sulfate proteoglycan 4-like. Lineage: Eukaryota; Metazoa; Chordata; Actinopteri; Anabantiformes; Osphronemidae. The coding region runs from base 129 to 7745 and encodes 2538 amino acids. The transcript is spliced from 22 exons. The record is from RefSeq and is a predicted model, not a curated record.